Octodon degus (degu) is the source of this 1136-nucleotide messenger RNA. RefSeq names its product glycosyltransferase 6 domain containing 1 (gene Glt6d1). The record is from RefSeq and is a predicted model, not a curated record. The transcript is spliced from 6 exons. Gene Ontology annotation, biological process: carbohydrate metabolic process. NCBI's taxonomy places the organism in Eukaryota, Metazoa, Chordata, Mammalia, Rodentia, Octodontidae. The coding region runs from base 92 to 979 and encodes 295 amino acids. Gene Ontology annotation, molecular function: hexosyltransferase activity. Gene Ontology annotation, cellular component: Golgi apparatus; vesicle; membrane.
ACAUCACCAAGGCUGAGACUCAGCACUUCUAGGAUGGUACCAGCGUCCUCUGCAGUUGUCCUUGGAUUGUGCUUGGCCUUGUGAGGAGAGAAUGAAAACUAAAAGAGUAUUGUUCCUGGUCUCGCUUACUGUGGCGCUGCUGAUGGUUAUGCAUCCCUUCAGGAGUGGCCAAGUGACAGAGCUGCAGCUGUCAGACUGGUUUAAGCCAAGGAAGCGCCCGGACGUCCUCACGGUCACCCCCUGGCUGGCCCCAGUGCUGUGGGAAGGCACUUUCAGCAGGCAGGCACUGCAGAGGCACUACGCGGGGCGGGACCUCGUCGUGGGACUGGUGGUCUUUGCCACCUACGGGUCUGUAGGCGACCACGUGGAGCAGUUCCUGCACUCAGCAGUCACACACUUCAUGCCUGGCCAGAAGGUGGUCUUCUACCUCAUCCUGGACAGCUUCACAGAGCCACCCAAAGUGCAGCUUGGGCCCCUCCAGAGCUUCAAGUUCCUCAUGGUAAGCAAGGACGAGCCGUGGCCCGACACUGAGCUCAUGCGCCUGCAGUUCCUGGUACAGCACCUGGUGAGCCACAUCAAGGAGGAAGUAGACUUCCUCUUCAGCAUGGCUGGCAGCCUGGUCUUCCAGGGCGACUUCGGCCUGGAGACGCUGGGUACCCUGGUGGCCCAGCUGCACGCCUGGUGGUACUUUCAGAAAAGCCUAAACAUCCCCUACGAGCGGAGGCCCAGCUCGGAGGCCUACAUUCCUUUCGGGCAGGGCGACUUCUACUACGGGGACGCCAUUGUGGGGGGCAAACCCCUGCAGCUGCUGCACCUCUUGGAUACGUGUAUGAAGGGCAUGGUCCGGGACGCGCAGAAGGGCAUCAGCAGCACUUACAAGCAGCACCUCAACAAGUACCUCCUCCUCCACAAGCCCACCAAGCUGCUGUCCCCCGAGUACGGCUGGGACCUCAGGUUCAACCUCCCGCCCCAGUUUUGACUUCUCCAGCUGGACUACUAGAGGACAAACAACAAGAGAAUUUAAUGUCCACACAGAGUAACACUACCAGCUCCACGUCCUAGAAAACGUGGAAAUGCUUGUGACACAGAACCAUUUUUCUCUUACAGGAGUAAGACUCUAGCUCAUAAAAAAUAAA